This is a messenger RNA of Closterium sp. Naga37s-1, 395 nucleotides long. The record is from the annotation of a GenBank genome assembly. NCBI's taxonomy places the organism in Eukaryota, Viridiplantae, Streptophyta, Zygnematophyceae, Desmidiales, Closteriaceae.
AUGGGGCAGUCUAGCAUUGAGCAACACGAUUCUGGCGAUCUCUCUUACAACUGGCUGUCUGAUGCCAUUCCUCCUGACAUAAGCGCCUGCACGGCCCUCCAAGAGCUCCAUUUCUCCUACAACCAGCUGUCUGGUGCCAUUCCCCCUGGCAUAGGCGCCCUCACAUCCCUUUGUUACCUGGGUCUCUCCAACAACCAGCUGUCUGGUGACAUUCCUCCCACCAUAAGUACCCUUACAUCCCUCGAAACUAUGGACCUGGAGAACAACAGGCUGGGAGGCACCAUCCCUGACUCCCUGAGUGCCCUCACCAACCUGAUCUACCUGUCCAUGGGCAACAACAAGCUGGAAGGGCCAAUCCCUGCCUUUCCCUCUCCCUUCACUAAACUUUACGCCCU